Molecule: messenger RNA, 1946 nt
Organism: Sceloporus undulatus (fence lizard)
Lineage: Eukaryota; Metazoa; Chordata; Lepidosauria; Squamata; Phrynosomatidae
Gene: SNX1
Product: sorting nexin 1
Exons: 15
Coding region: 61-1599 (512 amino acids)
Biological process (GO): early endosome to Golgi transport; intracellular protein transport
Cellular component (GO): endosome; endosome membrane
Molecular function (GO): phosphatidylinositol binding
Source: RefSeq, a predicted model, not a curated record
CAGCUGCUUCCGGCUGGGCUCUGAGGGGCGGCCGGAAGUGGCUCCUUCGACGGCGAGGCCAUGGCGGCAGGAGGCUCCCCGGCGGAGCGGCAACCGCCGCCUUUCCCCGCAGCGGAGGAGGAGGCUGCGGAGGGCGUCCCUGAGGGAGAGAGCGACUCCGAGGGGGAGGACAUCUUCACCGGCAGCGCAACUAAGCCAACGUCUCCUAAAACGGAAUCACCUGUACAUGAAAGAAGCAACUCCAAAACGAAUGGUAUUCAGGAUGAAGAAGAUGAUCAGGACCUAUUUGCAGACGCCACAGUGGAGUUGUCCUUGGAUAGUACACAAAACAACCAGAAGAAGGAGACAACUACUGUUUUCAGUCCCAUCCCUUCUCUAGAGAGAACAGCAAAUUCCUCUUCCAAGCAUCAGCUGAAAACCUACGAGGAGCUAGAAGAGGAAGAACAAGAAGACAAAUUUGAACUUUCAGUAGGCGUGAGUGAUCCUGAGAAGAUUGGAGAUGGUAUGAACGCCUAUGUAGCCUACAAGGUAUCAACUCAGACCACUUUGCCAAUGUUUAGGAAUAAGCAGUUCUCAGUAAAGAGAAGGUUCAGUGACUUCUUGGGCUUGUAUGAGAAACUGUCAGAGAAACACGCACAAAAUGGAUUCAUUGUCCCCCCACCUCCUGAGAAGAGUUUAAUAGGAAUGACCAAAGUAAAAGUUGGAAAAGAAGAUUCAUCUUCUACAGAAUUCCUAGAAAAACGGCGAGCAGCCUUAGAAAGGUAUCUUCAAAGAACUGUAAGUCAUCCAACCAUGCUGCAAGACCCAGACGUCAGGGAAUUCCUGGAAAAAGAUGAGCUGCCGCGAGCUGUUGGUACCCAAACAUUAAGUGGUGCUGGCCUCUUGAAGAUGUUCAACAGAGCCACUGAUGCUGUCAGCAAAAUGACCAUUAAGAUGAAUGAAUCUGACAUCUGGUUUGAGGAGAAGCUUCAGGAGGUGGAGUGUGAAGAGCAACGCCUGCGGAAGCUGCAUGCUGUUGUAGAAAUGCUUGUUAAUAACCGGAAAGAACUAUCACUGAAUACGGCUCAGUUUGCAAAGAGUUUAGCCAUGCUGGGGAGUUCGGAGGACAACACCGCCCUGUCCCGGGCACUCUCCCAGCUGGCUGAGGUGGAAGAGAAAAUUGAACAGCUGCACCAAGAACAAGCCAACAAUGACUUCUUUCUGCUAGCUGAGCUCCUGAGUGAUUACAUUCGCCUUCUUUCUGUUGUAAGGGGUGCCUUUGACCAACGAAUGAAGACCUGGCAGCGUUGGCAGGACUCCCAGAUCAUGCUGCAAAAAAAACGAGAAACAGAGGCUCGGUUGCUGUGGGCCAACAAACCUGAGAAGCUCCAGCAAGCCAAAGAGGAGAUCUCAGAGUGGGAAUCUCGUGCAACACAGUACGAACGGGACUUUGAACGGAUAUCUACGGUUCUCCGCAAAGAAGUGUUGCGGUUUGAGAAGGAAAAAACAAAAGAUUUCAAGACCAGUGUGACCAAAUACCUGGAGACGUUAUUACAUUCACAACAGCAGCUUGUGAAGUAUUGGGAAGCAUUCCUGCCAGAGGCAAAGGCCAUCUCCUAACUAGGCUAAGCAAACGCACGUCCCGGACUGACUUUGCCUUUACUACAUUUAUACCUCUUGGCCUUUCAGAUGAAUCUUGCCAAGCUGAUAGACUUCUCCGCAAAGGAGCAGCUUUCCCAGCUAUAACUCUUCUAACUAUAUAUUUUUCAUUUAGGUUCAUAUGCACAAUAUAUAUUUUCCUACUGAAGAGAGACUAGUUUCCUGCUUAUGUCGGGCCCCGCAGUAGAUAGCGGAGUAUGGGCAGGGGUUAAUGCAUAUUCCUUGGACUUUUGGUAUCAGACCCAGGAAUGCUCCCUAUGAUUCCUGCAGUGCAAUGAUAACUAUGUAAUAAAACUCAAAAAAUCAGG